UCCCUUCGGCGGAGCCGCCACGUGGGCAGCGGCUGGGGCUCCGGGAGCGGGUCGGGACCCGUGCGCGUAACCGGGGCUCCCCUGGUGUGUCCCGCCGGGUCCCGCCGCCUGCCGGACGCGCCAUGAGCGUGGGCUUCAUAGGAGCCGGGCAGCUCGCCUUCGCCCUGGCCAGGGGCUUCACCGCCGCAGGAAUUUUGGCUGCUCAUAAGAUCACAGCAAGUUCCCCAGACACUGACCUCCCAACUGUAUCUGGACUGAGGAAAAUAGGUGUAAACUUCACUAUAAGUAACAAGGAAACAGUUAAAAACAGCGAUGUUCUGUUCCUGGCUGUGAAACCUCCCAUCAUUCCCUUCAUUCUGGACGAGAUUGGCUCAGACAUAGAGAAUCGCCACAUCGUGGUCUCAUGUGCUGCUGGUGUCACUAUCAGCUCCAUUGAGAAGAAACUCUCUGCGUUCUCUCCCACCCCAAAAGUGAUCAGGUGCAUGACUAACACACCUGUGAUCGUGCGGGAAGGUGCUACCGUCUAUGCCACAGGGACUCAUGCAGAGGUGGAAGAUGGGAAGCUCCUGGAACAGCUGAUGGCCAGUGUGGGCUUCUGCACUGAAGUAGAAGAGGACCUAAUAGAUGCUGUUACAGGGCUCAGCGGCAGCGGCCCUGCUUAUGCAUUCACAGCCCUGGAUGCUCUGGCAGAUGGAGGUGUGAAGAUGGGGCUUCCCCGCAGGCUAGCUGUCCGACUUGGAGCCCAGGCCUUACUGGGUGCUGCCAAAAUGCUGUUGGAAUCUGAGCAGCAUCCUGGGCAGCUGAAGGACAAUGUCUGCUCACCUGGGGGAGCCACUAUCCAUGCCCUGCACUUCCUGGAGAGUGGAGGCUUUCGCUCACUGCUCAUCAAUGCCGUGGAGGCUUCCUGCAUUCGUACAAGAUGCCUCCUUCUCCUUUGUGGUUCUGCUCUUCCCACUGACUUGACAGGCUCUUCCUGCAGGGAGCUGCAGCACCUAGCGGAUCAGGAGAAGGUCUCCCCAGCUGCCAUUAAGAAGACCCUUCUGGAUAAGGUGAAGCUGGAGUCUCCCUCUGUUUCCAUGGCCUCUGCCAGCAAAGUCAGUCUGUUCAGCAGCAGCUGGGCACCCAACAGCAAGAAGAACUGAAGGGAUGAGGUUCCUCCAGGCACCAGCCCCUGCCCCCCCUGCAUGCACUUUCUUCUCACUCUGUAAAGGAAAAGCUCUAGUCCUAGGCGUUCCCAGCCCCUUGCCUGGCUCUUGGCCUGCAGCAACUUUGGGGGCGGUGCAAAGCUAUAGAAAAGGGACCUUAACUUCCAGCUGAGGGUGGGAACACAGUCACUAGCACUUUCUGCCCUUUGUGGGAGGGCGGUUGCGCCAUCACUGGCACAGCUGGUUGUCAGGGGCACAAAGCGUCUCCUCUGGCCAGAAGGCUGGCUUCUCUGUAAAGUUAGAAUCCACCCCCCAAUCAUCUCCUGGGCAGUAGUCUAUUUUGAUGGGUUUGUUUUAAGGAGUAUCCUGCUGCUACUUGGCUCUGAAGGUUAGAGCGGGGCCCUCAUGGCCCCGUGGCUCCUAUCCCCGUCUCUUUUUCUUCACCGCUCAGAAUUCACAUUUCAGUAGUUGCCUGGUGCAGACCACGUAUCUUCCUGUGCAGAUCUCGGAGCAUGUGUCUCUCUUCCUGUGCCUGGUGUGAUUUGCAGGCCAGGCCAUCUGAACAUCCCCCUCCUGAACACACUGUUGGGCCCCAGCCACUUCUCCUCCUUCAGCACCCUUCCUGGAUGAACAGCUUAAAAAGCCUCAACUCAAGCAAGUGUUCCCUUUCCCUGCUGCCUGAAUAGGGUCCCGUCCCAGCCUUCCCACCACUGAAUACUUAAGGUUUCAUCCCAUGUCUGAAACGCUUUCUCUGCUCCUUAGUGUGUUCUCUACCUGCUGCCCUGGGGGCAGAGAGGGGAAGGGGAAACCCACAGUUUGUCACACCUGGUUCCAGGCCCCAGCAGGAUUUGCCCAUUUCCCAGUGUCUUGUCCAGUUGUGUAUGCAGAGGCUGUCAGACCUUCCCUUAGAGCUGAUUUCACAGGAUUCUUUCAUAUGCAUGUGGUUCCUUUAUAAUUUCAUCUAAUUCCCCAACGUUUACAUCAGUCCUUGAUGGUUUCCAGCUUCACCACCUUUUGUGCUCCAGCUCAAACUGCAAACUUUCUCCACUCUGUACUGCAGCCCCUGUCAGUUCUUCCUCUGGCCCUGCUGCAUUCCUUCUCUCUUUUCCUGCCUCUCCUCUUAUCAGUCACAUGGCCUCCCAUCUCCAGCUCACUGGAAGGUGGUGCACUAAAGGGAGAGAGGAGAAAUGGAGGUGCGUGUUGAAGCCCUGUCCAGUUACAUUAGGAGCUACUCCAGGACCAGCAGCACAGGCAGAUGCCUAUCAAUAUUUCACUCACUGCUUUGUAUGACUCAUUUACAGCAAGGGGCUAAGCUGAUCUAUGUUUACAUAGCUUCCUUGCCCCUGCUGACACCCCUCGCUCUCCGUGCAAACCCUGUCACGCACCAAAGAAUUGCAUGGGGUAGACAACAGCCCCCUGCCCUCCCUUGGGUGCAGUGGAAGCCAGCAGGCAUGGCAAUGAUAUAGAUCAUUUCCUACCUCUAUUCCAACAGAGUGGUGGGGAGAAGAGAGCAGGAGCUGGAAGGAAAGUCUGUCUGCAGGUGCUAGCAUUGUUCUUGAUCUUUCAGCAUCCUGGCUGCUGCUGGCCCCAGAAGGGAGGUGGCAGUGGCACUUCACUUGCUGCGUAGUCUCCUCCCCCCCGCCCAUGGCUUCUGUCUCAGAGCUGAGGUUUACAGUCUGGUGGUGCUGGAGCCUCGUGGGCCAGGCCUAUGUGCACGGAGCUUGGGGCUGAGCCCCAGUGCAGGUAGCAUGUAGGGUGUGUCCUGCGGCGGCUGGGAGAGAGCCUCCCUCCCCAAACAGGCAGACAUGGCUCAGCUCAGAUGACCCACCCUCCUGCAACUGAGGGAAGGGGGCUAGUCAGACUCUGCACAUGUGUUUGUCGUGCACUCUCUCAAGCCUGGCUAGUACAUCUGGCCUGGGCUGGGAGGCUCACUCCCCGCUGCAGUGGAGACACACUGUCAGUGGCACAAAGGUAAAAGCUUUCUCGCUGUCCUGGCUCCUGCUCAGCAGAGGCAGCGUGGGACACUAUUGCUGAAUUAGACACACUUGCUCCCCCUCGCUCUUUCCAGAAUAAACGUUGCUUCUCAGCCUGUG
Messenger RNA from Gopherus evgoodei (Goodes thornscrub tortoise), 3238 nucleotides. RefSeq names its product pyrroline-5-carboxylate reductase 1 (gene PYCR1). The coding region runs from base 123 to 1142 and encodes 339 amino acids. The transcript is spliced from 7 exons. Gene Ontology annotation, molecular function: pyrroline-5-carboxylate reductase activity. Lineage: Eukaryota; Metazoa; Chordata; Testudines; Testudinidae. Gene Ontology annotation, biological process: L-proline biosynthetic process. The record is from RefSeq and is a predicted model, not a curated record.